Caretta caretta (loggerhead turtle) is the source of this 9583-nucleotide messenger RNA. RefSeq names its product arf-GAP with SH3 domain, ANK repeat and PH domain-containing protein 2-like. Gene Ontology annotation, molecular function: protein binding; GTPase activator activity. Gene Ontology annotation, cellular component: cytoplasm. The record is from RefSeq and is a predicted model, not a curated record. Gene Ontology annotation, biological process: positive regulation of GTPase activity. NCBI's taxonomy places the organism in Eukaryota, Metazoa, Chordata, Testudines, Cheloniidae.
AUCACCCACCCGCAGCACCCUGCAUAUGCCCUUCAGGAUGCCGGAGCUCAUCUCCGUCCAAGACUUCAUCUCCCAGACUCUGGAGGAUCUGAGCUCCCCAACCACCUCCUCCUUCACCAGCCACAUGGGCAAGUGCCGAGGCACCGUCUGCAGCCUGGAGGAGGCCUUGGAUUCUGAUCGAGCUGUACUGCAGAAAAUGAGGAAAGCCACCAAAGCAGAGCAUGCUUCUGGACAAGAUCUCGCUUGCCACAUAGAAGCUCAUAUUGCAGCCCAGGAAAAAUUCUCCGCAAACUACCAGAGUGAUGGUGACGAGCAACUGGCCAGUGCCUUCACCUCCUUUGCCGAGUUCUCCCAGAAGCUGCUGGUCCCAGUCAAGGGUCUGUUGCAGAGCUUGUCUCACAACAUUAACUUUUCCCUGGACUCGCUGGUAAAGAGAGAUUUAAAGGAGCUCAAAGGGGACUUCAAAAAGCCUUUUGACAAAGCCUGGAAAGACUAUGAGAAUAAACUCACCAAGAUUGAGAAGGAGAAGCGGGAGCUGGCAAAGCAGCAUGGGCUGGUGCGGAGCGAGGUGGUGGGAGGGGAGAUCGCUGAGGAGAUGGAGAAGGAGCGCAGGAUGUUCCAGUUAAACAUGUGUGAGUAUCUGAUCAAAGUGAAUGAAAUUCAAACCAAGAAAGGAGUGGACUUGCUGCAGAACCACAUCAAGCAUGGCAAUGCUCAGUUCAAUUUUUUCCAGGAAUGUUUAAAGGCAACAGAGACGCUUAAGCAGUUUAUAGAGAAGCUCACCCCUGAGCUACAGAGAAUGAAGGUCAGGCAGGACGAGGAGAAGCAGCAGCUGUGCUCCCUCCGGGAUCACCUGAAAACAGCGUUACAGCUGGAGCAGAAAGAGGACUCUGCUAGCAAGCAGCUACGGUACAACAUGCACCAGCUGCAGGGGAACAAGCAGUAUGGGACCGAGAAAUCGGGGAACCUCUUUAAGAAAAGUGAUGGGUUGAGGAAGGUCUGGCAGAAGAGGAAGUGCACGAUCCAGAAUGGCUACCUAACCAUCUUUCACAGCACGCUAAACCGCUCACCAGCCAACCUGAAUUUGCUGACUUGCCAAGUGAAGCCGAACCCGGAUGAUAGGAAGUGCUUCGACCUCGUUUCACAUAACCGCACAUACCACUUCCUGGCGGAGGACGAGCAGGAAUGCACCGCCUGGAUUUCUGUUCUCAGCAACAGUAAGGAGGAGGCUCUGAAUGUGGCCUUCAGCCGGGUGCAUGGCAGUCGAGAGAGCAGCAUGGAGGGGCUGACCAGGGCCAUCAUCGAGGAGAUCAAGUGCAUGCCAGGGAACAGCGUGUGCUGCGACUGCUCAGCACCAGACCCAAGCUGGCUCUCCAUUAACCUGGGCAUCCUGAUCUGCAUCGAGUGCUCCGGGAUUCACCGAGAGAUGGGCGUGCACCACUCCCGCAUCCAGUCGCUGUCUCUGGACAAGCUUGCAACCUCUGAGCUCUUGCUGGCUAAGAACAUUGGUAAUUCUGGCUUUAACGACAUUCUGGAAGCCAACCUUCCCAGCCCUUUGCUGAAACCCACAGCCGGCAGUGAUAUGGCCCUUCGGAAAGAUUUCAUCAUCUCCAAGUAUGUCGAGAGGAAAUACGCCAAGAGGAGGUCUAGGAGCCCAGCUGCCCAGCGCCAGGAGCUACAGGAAGCCAUCAGGUGGAAGGACUUAUUUACAUUGCUCCAGGCCUAUGCCGAAAAGGUGGAUUUAAGUGAGCCUGUUCUGGAGCCUGUACAGGAACCCGGGGAAACUGUUCUCCACCUGGCAGUCUUGUUAGCUGACCGAACCUCUCUACACAUUGUAGAUUUUCUGGUGCAGAACAGUGGGAGCCUUGUGAAGCAGACAGUGAAGGGAAACACACCGCUUCAUUACUGCUGCCUCCACAAUAAACCCGAGUGCCUCAAGCUCUUUGUGAGAGCCAAAGCCAGCAUUGCCAUCACCAAUGAAGCUGAAGAGACGGCCCUGGAUGUGGCCAGGUGCAUGAGACACUCGCUGUGUGAAGAACUGCUGCUGCAGGCUCAAAACAAUCAGUUCAACAUGCGUGUUCAUGUGGAAUAUGAGUGGCGGCUGGGCCAGGAUGACAUGUAUGAGAGCGACGAUGAUCUGGAUGAGAAGUUGGGUUCCCCGAAGGAGCGCAUUCCCCACCUUCAGAGCUACUACGGUUCACCGGCUACUGCCUACCAGCCAUGGGGAAAUGCAGCAGGGCUUUCAAAGGGUGCAAUUCCAGCCCCCCAGGGGAAAUUGCAUGACAUCUAUGCACGCCCUCAUUCCCACACCCGUGACAUACCAGCAGCCCCUGGCUCUGCUUCAUGUGUGCCCCCUCUUCCACCACACAGUGUAAUCCGAGCUCCCCACGUGCCCCUGCCCGCUCCUCCUGCCAGUGCUGUGGACUCUGGAGUAAGGAAGAUCCUGUUGCUACCUCUGAGCAUGAGGCACAAACGAACCUCAUCGGAUCCUGUGCCCUGGGUGCCGCUCAGCCUCAUGCAGCCCAGCCACGGCAGCCUGGCUCCAGAUUCUGGAUCCUUCUCACCUCCCAAAGGCCAUUCUGCAGCAGGAGCCCCUCCCAGGAGACUGAGCACCGGAUCCCACCAGGUCACCAGCCACUCCUCCACCAAGGACAUGGCACAGCCUGCUGCCCUGGAGACAGUGGAAACGCUCUUUGAGGCUGGCUCCAGCAAAGGAAGACGCCACGGGCUGCCGUGGACCUCGCAAGACCCAGGUGGAGGCCCUGGCCCAGUACAGGACGUGCUGCCCCGUCUCCCAAGUAGGGACACCCUGAGUAAACCACGCUUUUUCCGGGUCCGAGCACUGUUUGACUGUCAGGCUGACCGUGAGGACGAGCUGACCUUCCAUGUGGGAGAGACCAUCAUCGUGGACGAAGAGGAGGACCACAAUUGGUGGAGCGGCUGGGUUGAAGGGCAGCCCCACAGGAAAGGCGUCUUCCCAGCAUCGUUUGUUCAUGUGCUGAGUGAAUAGGACCUGGAUGGCUGACAGAAGAAAGAGCAUCUCAGCUGCUCGAAGUGCAGAUCCCCCAGACUCCCUGUUUUCAGCAGGCUUCCUGCAGAGAACACACUUGGCAAGCUUGUGCUGUUUCAUCUCUUGUGCCUUGUGACUCUCACCUUCAGGCCCACAGCAUGUGGUUCUGCCCACGGGGCCCAGAGCAGGGCUUGGAGGGGUCAGGUCUUUGCCUGUCUCCUGAAUUGCAAUCAAGUAUCCUAUUGGGUGUCUUUGAGUCCUGCUUUCAGCUCCAGCUGUUCAGUGUGCUGGCUCCCGCAGAGCAGUGAGGCGCUCACUGCAUGGUACUGGCUGGGAGUGGCCAAAGCUGGGAGAAUGCCACUUUAGGGACACCAGAGUUUGGGGCCUGUUUUAACACGGGAUAACUGACGGCUGAUUAACUGGAUAGUAAAUGCCACUCUAGACACACCACAGAUGUCUGUUCCACACUCAGCCCUAGUGUCCAGGUUAACAUCCACUCUCCUCCCAAUUAACGUGAGUUAACUCAGGUUCAAACAAGUCCCAAGCCCCAUUCCAGUCAAACCUGUCCACUAUGCCAGCCAGGGAGCUGCCCAAAACAGGCUUCUUUCCACUCUCCCAUUUGAACCAGUCAUUCAGCUGGGCAGCCACUUUGACACCCUGUUCAGAGCCCUCUUUCCACUAACGCUGCCACCACUGGAAUCACCGGCGGAGCUGUGUGGGGACAGAAAAACGCUGAUCAGUGUUCCCAGUGGCCAGGGGCAUGUGACAGGAGAGAGCUCAUAGACCUUAAGACCAGAAGGGACCAUUGUGAUCAUCUAGUCAGACCUCCUGCACAUCACAGGCCACAGACCCUCACCCACCCACUCCAGUAAUAGACCUCUCUGGCUGAGUUACUGGCGUCCUCAAAUCAUGAUUUAAAGACUUAAAGGUACAGAGAAUCCACCAUUUACACUCGUUUAAACCUGCAAGUGACCCGUUCCCCCCAUUACAGAGGAAAGCAAAAAACCCCAGGGUCUCUGCCAAUCUGACCUGGGGGAAAAUUCGUUCCCAACCCCCAAAUGUGGUGAUCAGUUAGAUCCUGAGCAUGGGGACAAGACCCACCAGCCAGACACCUUGGAAAGAAUUCUCCGAAGUAACUCAGAACCCACCCCACCUAGUGUCCCAUCAACAGCUACUGGAGAUAUUUGCUGCUAGCAGUCGCAGAUCGGCGACAUGCCAUCGUAGGCAGUCCCAUCAUCCCACCCCCUCCAUAAACUUAUCAAGCUCAGUCUUAAAACCAGUUAGGUUUUUUGUCUGCACUGCUCCCCUUGGAAGGCUGUUCCAGAACUUCUCUGCUGUUGAUUAGAAACCUUUGUCUAACUGGAACCCUAAACUUAUUGAUGGCCAGUUUAUAGUCAUUUGUUCUGGUGCCAUCAUUAGCCCUUAACUUAAAUAACUCCUCCCCCUCCCUGGUAUUUGCCCUUCUGAUGUAUUUAUAGAGCACAAUCAUAUCUCCCUUCAGCCUUCUUCUGGUCUGACUGAACAAGCCAAGCUCUUUGAGUCUCCUCUCAUAAGGCAUCAAUCCUCUGAUCCUCCAAGUAGCACUUUUCUGCACCUGUCCCAAUUUGAAUUAAUCUUUCUUAAACAUGGGACACCAGAAUUGCACACACUAUUCCAGAGGAGUUCUCACCAGUGACUUGUAUAAUGGUACUAACAUUUCCCUGUCUCUACUGGAAAUACCUCACCUGAUGCAUUAUGGGACUGCAUUAGCCUUUUUUACAGGCUAAUGCAGCCACAUCACACUGGCAGUUCAUAGUCAUCCUGUGAUCAACCAGUACACCCAGCUCUUUCUCUUCCUCUGUCACUUCUAACUGAUAGGUCCUCAACUUAAAGCAAAAAUCCUUCUUGUUAGUCCCUAAAUGCAUGACUUUGCACUAUCAUAUUUCAUCCCAUUUUUAUUACUCCAGUUUUCAACGUCCUCCAGAUCUUCUUGUAUGAUAUUCUGGUCCUCCUCCAUAUUGGCAAUACCUCACAACUUUGUGUCAUCUGCUAGUUUUAUUAGUGCACUCCCACUGUGCCAUGGUCAUAAAUGAAAAUGUUAAAUAAGAUUGGUUCCAAGACUGAUCCCUGAGGAACUCCAUUAGUGACCUCCCUCGAGCCUGACAGUUCACCUUUCAGCAUGACCCAUUGUACCCUCCCCUUUAACCAGUUCCUUACCUUUCAAUUCUCAUAUUAAUCCCAUCUUCUCCAAUUUAACUCAUAAUUUUCCAGGUGAAACUGUAUCAAAUGCCUUACUGAAAUCCAGGUAGAUUAGAUCUGCAUUUCCUUUGUCUAAAAUAUCAGUUAUCUUCUCAAAGAAGAUCAGGUUGGUCUAAUGCGAUCUACCUUUUGUGAAACCAGGUUCUAUUCCAUUCCAAUUACGGUUCACCUCUAUGUCCUUAAUUCCUUUCUCUUUCAAAGUUUGUUCCAAGACCUUCCAAACUAACAGGCCUGUAGUUUCGUGGAUCACUUUUUUCCCUUUUAAAAAAAUAGGUACUAUAUUAUCAAUUUUCUAGUCAUAGGAUACUGCUCCUGAGUUUAUGGAGUCAAUUAAAAUGGUUAUUAUUGGGCUUGCAAAUUGAUGUGCCAGUUCCUUUAAUAUUCUUGGGUGGAGAUUGUCCAGGCCCCAUGAUUUGGUCCCAUUAAACUGUUUGAAUUUGACUUACACCUUGGAUGUGGUGAUUUCUGCUUCUGUCUCCCCAUUCCCAUUAGCCACCCUGCUACUACCCCUAAACUCUUCAUUACCCUUAUUAAAAACUGAGGCAAAGUAUUUGUUUAGGUGUUGGGCCAUGCCUAGAUUAUCUUUAAUCUCCAUUCCUUCCUCAGUACUUAGCGGUUCCACUUCUUCUUUCCUUGUUUAAUUUCUUUUAUUUAUAUGGCUAUAGAACCUUUUACGAUUGGUGUUAAUUUCCUUUGCAAGGUCCAGCUCUACUUGGCUUUUUGCAGUUCUCACUUUUUCCUUACAUUUUCUGAUCUCCAAGAGGUAGCUUUCCUUGCUGAUCCAUCCCAUCUUCCAUUCCUUGUAGGAUUUCUGCUUUCUUUUACCUGUUUGAGAUGCUUGUUCAUCCCAUUUGGUCGGCAACCCUUCCCUACAAAUUUUUCCCCUUGCUUGGGAUUCAGGCUUCAGAUAGGUUCUGCAACUUCGACUUAAAUUAAUUCCAAGCUUCCUCCACAUUCAGAUCCUUGAGUUCUUCAGUCCAGUCCACUUCCAUAACUACUUCCCUUAAUUUUUUAAAUUUAGUUCUUUUGAAAUCAAAGACCCUAGUUGCAGACCUAUAUUUGUUGAUCCUUCCAUUCAGUUUAAACUGAAUUAGCUCAUGACUCAAACCGAGAUUAUCCUCUACAGCCUGUUCUUCUACGAGGUCCUCACUACUCGCCAAUACUAAAUUUAAAAUGGCAUCAUCACUUGUUGAUUCAGUCUGAAGAAAUCUUUCAUCUAUCACAUCCAGGAAAAUCUGGGCCUACCACUUAUCCUCCAGUCUAGAUCUGGAAAAUUAAAGUCUCCCAUAAUCACACAAUUCCCAGUGGUAUUUAUUUCAUUAAAAAUAUUAAAGAGGUCUCUAUCCAUAUUCAGAUUGUAUCCUGGGGUCUGUAGCAGACCCCAAGCACUGUCCCAGUGGAGCCUGUGUUAUCUUUAUUCCCCCAAAGUGAUUCUGACCCAAACUGACUCAUCCAUUCCAUCACUUCUAAUUUCUUUACAGUCUGCCUCACCAUUACCAUACAAUGCUACUCCACCUCCUUUGCCUUUAAGUUCUGUCUUUCCUGAACAGCACGUACCCUUCACUCCCUGUGCUCCAGUCACGACAACCUUCGCUACCUGUACUCCAGCUCUACUGUUUGGAAGUUAAAGUGGUUACCCCAGAAUCCCUGGAAACAAGUGCAUCUAAACUGGGGAUCGUCCUGGGUUCAGCUCCCUCCUCUCCAAGAGUUUAGCCAGCACUCACCCGGCACCACGAGCAAGCCUCUCCUGCAGGGCUGGUGCUCUCUGAACUGGAGAAGGUUCAGAGAAUUGCUCCAUUCUUUGCUAGAAGCUCUGGAACAGUGCUGAGGCCAUGAGCUUCUGGGGUGUGACCCAGUCACCAGUAAAUACUGACUGUCCACUACUGGGUCUCACAGAAGGAAGGAAUGUUCCAGUUUCUCUCUCCAGCCUCCUUUCCAAGCCCACCUCUACCCUGGUGUGGAAAAGGCCCCUAGGAUCCCAUCUAAUCCAGCCAUUGAAGGUUAGGGGACAAGAGUCACGGCCGGCUUUUUUCAGUCUAGUCUUAAAUGUGCCAAGUGAUGGCACUUUCCUCGUGUUUUCUAUGUCCACUUCCAGGCCCAGGGUCCAGUCUAGGGUAUGACUGUGUUUGCUGUUCCAGAAUCCAGUGGUGUGGGACCUGGGUGGAGAGGUGGGUUUGCCCAUUGUGUCAGAGGAAUUAUCUGCACAGCUGUUGAAGUGUCCCGGUACAAUGAGCCACAGGGAACAAGUGGCUCCAUCUUCCUCCAUUUCCCAGAGAGCUUGUUCCCCAGCUGAGUACAUCUCACUGCCAGGGAGAUUACCAGAGUCUGAACCUAAGAGUUUCCUAUCUUAACAUCCCCCACCCCCCACCCCAUGCCUAGUUCUGCUCCUAGCUCCCCUCCCACCUUGGUGUUUGGACCUGUCAAAGACCCGUAGACAGCUGAGUUCAGCUGCACAUGUGUGAAGAAGAGAUGCUGGGGUCCUUGCUGCAGCUGUGGGCUCUGCUGCAGACAGAUUGUAGGGAGGCACUGCCAGAAAGGACCUCUCCUAGCUCUCCAAGAGAAGCUGCAACCUGCUCUGUCUCACACACUCCUCAUUUAAGUGCUAAAACGUGAGAGAAGAAAGGGACAAAAAGAGAACCCCCACCCCACCCUGCUCCGGUUUGCAGGCGCAAGCCAGCACUAUAUCCUUUCCCACAGCAGACGAAGCCACAGAGGCCAAGUGGCUAUGCCACUCCCCUAGGUAUCUGGCACUUGGAUACACCUGCGUCACAUGCCGCCUCUUCCCACUAUCACAAUCCCAGGACUCAGCUGGGGAAACCCUGCCUCCAAAGCAGCUUGCGCCAUCCAAGGGACCUGUAGCCACCCCCACCUAAUGAGCCCCAAAGCCAUUCACAUACUCGCUAGCAACUGCCACCCUGCAGGUGGGCUGGGCAAGGUAGAGGGGUAGGCCCUUGCCAAAGCCAAGUGCACACUGCCGCGUCAUUGGUCUGAGGGGGGCAAGGUGAGACCCACAGUCAGCCUCCAAGCUCCUCUCCCUUGAGCUGGGAUGUGUGCCAGGAACUGGCAGUUUCACCCAGCGCUGGCUGCUGCCACCCUUUCUUGCACUGCAGUUGCAGGACAGGGCUUUGGGAAGCAGCUGGUUUACAUGGCCUCUCCCCCCCCCCCCCCCAUCUAUGAAUCUCCAAUAACAGCCUUCUUCCCUCGGAGUUUGGCUGCUCCUCUGCCCUCCUCUGAUCCUGACACGUUCCCAGCAUCCCCGUACAGGGCUGUGCACAGCCUCGGCCCCCAGCGCCGACAGGGUGAGCCAAGGCUGGGUGUGACUGGGGCCAGCAGUCAGUGCCCUGGGAAGGGUGGGUCUGUGCCUCUGGCUCUCCCCGCCUGUGUUGCUGGCUCUGCUGCACAGUGACCGAAGGCGGUGGUGCCGCUGAGCAGCCCGAGCCUUCGAGAGCAGCCGGUACGUCAGCCCCCGCGGGAAGGCAGCAGGGAUGGCACAGGCGGUGCUCAGGCUGGAGCGGUCACUCGGAUGAAAACUGGGCCUUGACGUGGGCAAUGUAAUGCACAUGACGGGAGCCUUCAUUUCCGUCUCGGUGUUCUUCGGAAAAUUUGGGUUUUUUUCAGUGGAAAUGGAAUUAGCAAAAAAAAGUCCAAAAAUGGAAAGAAUUCAGCUGAAAAACCACAAUAUUUGACUUGGGGAUGCUGCUGCGGUGCCUCCCAGGAGCUGGCAUUCAGAUGGCUUGUGCUCCCGCUCACCUUUGGGUUUGACUGUGUCUCCCGUGGCACACUGUGGUCUUCCUCUUGGGAAGGGCAGGCAGAGAAUCGUGGUAGUCCCUGGCCAUGGUGCAGCAUGGGAGAUGUUGUUUGGGUGCAUGUGCGCGUCCCAAACCCAGUGUGACGAAGUGGGACCUUUCUUAAUGUUUCCUCUGAAUACUGUAGGGGUGCCUCAGUUUCCCCUAUGCAUUUCUUAAGUCUCUAGGUGGUGGGCUAAGGGGAUAUAUUGUUGCAGAGCAAAGGGCCAGUGCACACAAAUGUCCUACACUCUAUCUUCUGGCAACUGAUGGCCUGGGCCCUUCCCCCCCGCAAGGUGAGAGCUAAAGGGUAGGAGAACAAAGGAAUCAAGUGACCGCCUGGCCCGGGAAAGGGACAAAGCCCAGAGGAGGGGCGGCUGGAGAGAGUUUCAGUUUGGGGCUGCCUGGGGACAUGGAGUGAAGGGCAGACUUGGUUGUCUGGCUCACUGACCCCCCAAAAUGGACCCGGCUGAGGGGUCCUGUUCUCUGUACCUACAAGCUCUGUUGUAGACCGUGUUCCUGUCAUCUAAUAAACCUCUGUUUUACUGGC